AUGUUCAAGUUUGCCGCCCGUGCUUUACGUGCUCCUGUUGUUAGAGCUCCAGUUACUAAGUUCGUCCAACCUAUCCGUUUCUAUGCUGCCGCUCCAAUCACCAAGGAGGAGGUUACUUCCAGAGCUUUUGAAGCAUUGAAGACCGUUGCUGCUUUGCAAGAGUCCAAGAUCACAUUGGAGGCUGACUUCCAAAAGGACUUGGGUUUGGACUCGUUGGACACUGUCGAAGCUUUGGUUGCCUUGGAAGAGGAAUUCGACUUGGAGAUCCCAGACAAGAUUUCUGACGAGAUCAAAACCGUUGGCCAGGCUGUGGACUAUAUUUACGAAGAAGAACAAAAGUUGUAA
Clavispora lusitaniae ATCC 42720 is the source of this 345-nucleotide messenger RNA. It is a transcript of the gene ACP12, whose product is annotated as acyl carrier protein. NCBI's taxonomy places the organism in Eukaryota, Fungi, Ascomycota, Pichiomycetes, Serinales, Metschnikowiaceae. Gene Ontology annotation, molecular function: acyl binding; acyl carrier activity. The record is from RefSeq and is a predicted model, not a curated record. Gene Ontology annotation, cellular component: mitochondrion. Gene Ontology annotation, biological process: fatty acid biosynthetic process.